CAUGGUGACAGCCUCCAAUACUGGCCAGCCAGCCAUGUGACCGAUUGGGUUCCGUGUGGGACCACUCGAAGCUUGGUCGGAGAAAUUAUUCGUCUAGAAGGUGAAAUUGGCCACCAUCCAAGGUCUACGAGGAAACCUCUGGUGUAUCGGUCGAUCGACCCUGUACUACGGACUGGAACCCCACUCCGGGGAAUGGGUCCAGGCUAUCAUGGGGGAUCCAUUUUUGAUGGUAUUCCAGCAUCCCCUAAAGGACUCAGGACACCCACAGAGUAUCUACAUCCCCCGGGGGGUGUCAACGUCACCCUCAGCAAGGACAAAAAAAGGGGGGAAUUAAAAAACCCCUCCAAAAGUUUUGGGUCGGCAGUCAUAUCACUGGAGGAGGAGAUAUCUAUGGGCUGGUGUUCGAGAACUCCCUGAUCAGACACAAGAUCAUGCUCCCUCCUCGCAACCGGGGCACAGUCACCUACCUGGCACCUCCUGGUCACUACGACACCUCCGAUGUGGUGCUGGAGUUGGAGUUUGAGGGAGUGAAGGAGAAGUUCACAAUGGUCCAGGUGUGGCCGGUGAGAACGGUUCGGCCAGUGACAGAGAAGCUGCCAGCCAAUCACCCGCUUCUGACUGGCCAGAGGGUGCUGGAUGCUCUGUUCCCAUGUGUCCAAGGUGGGACCACCGCCAUUCCCGGGGCUUUCGGCUGCGGCAAGACCGUGAUCUCGCAGUCCUUGUCCAAGUACUCCAACAGUGAUGUCAUCAUCUACGUGGGGUGUGGAGAGAGAGGAAAUGAGAUGUCUGAAGUAUUGAGAGAUUUCCCCGAGCUGACGAUGGAAGUGGACGGGAAAGAGGAGAGCAUCAUGAAAAGAACAUCGCUGGUAGCCAACACCUCCAACAUGCCUGUGGCCGCCAGAGAGGCCUCUAUCUAUACAGGAAUCACGCUGUCUGAAUACUUCCGAUGGGCCGAGGCUCUUCGAGAAAUCUCAGGACGUCUGGCUGAAAUGCCUGCUGACAGUGGUUAUCCUGCUUACCUGGGAGCCCGGAAGCACUUCCCCUCAGUGAACUGGCUGAUCAGCUACAGUAAGUACACGAGGGCUCUGGACGAAUACUACGACAAACACUUCCCCGAGUUCGUCCCACUGAGGACCAAAUCCAAAGAGAUCCUGCAGGAAGAGGAGGACUUGGCUGAGAUUGUGCAGCUGGUAGGAAAGGUAAGGCCACAAAAACACAAGACGUGUCCGGCCAAUCUCUGGGGCACUCGGCAGUAUUGA
This is a messenger RNA of Staurois parvus, 1259 nucleotides long. The record is from the annotation of a GenBank genome assembly. Lineage: Eukaryota; Metazoa; Chordata; Amphibia; Anura; Ranidae.